AUGCCGGAGAUCCAUAACCUCUUCACUAGGCAUCGCUUAGAGUGGACAGCACGUCUGUUGGGACGAUACAGCAAGGAAAUGGCCCCACUGGAGCAAGUUCGAGUCCGGGGUGUGCAGGUUGACAUUUCCCUGCCAGCUAUCCGCCGGUUCCUAUAUGGCGAGAGUUCAGAUGCUAUAUGGACCCCCAUCACUACCGAGUUUGACUACCGCUGGCAGAUAGUAAAGGAUGGACAGUUUUUGCGUGAGCCAGCACUGAGAGAAACCACCAAGAGGUGGAUGAAGUCGACUACUGAGUCUGAAGCGCGUCUAGAGAGGAAGAUGCAACAGUUUACAGAGAGGAAGAUUGCUGAGGUCAACCAGCAUCUGGACGCCUUUGAUUUGCGAGUGUUAGCCCGUCCAGCCUCUCCGGUGGAUGUGUUGACUCUUCAGGCUGCAGUCGACAGGGACAGAUUAUUUCCAGUUGUUGUAGGGUGCCUUCUUUUCCUUUACCUUUUCUCCUUUGCUCAUCAAAGAAAUGCGCAAAGUGGGGAGACUCACUUAAGUACAAACCAGCGCGCACAGUUUAGCAUACUUGAAGAGGUCGAGGAGGAAAAUAUACAGCUUCCACAGCCUAGGAAGCGAUCCACGCGUGCUGCCAAACAAAAGCCUAAACAGCCAACCACCUUCAUUGAUGAAUUCCUUGACGAGUCUUCCCAGAUAAGGCAUGUGUUUUUCCCUGAUCAGAGGACUUUUGUGGAUCCUAGGAAGGAUUAUGGGAAUGAUACCUACUAUUACUACCUAAGAAGAAUAUGGUUGGAUACAGAGGGGAACCCGAUACAGGCUCAUGAGGGAGGCAUUCUUUAUGAUUCAAGGACAAAAAUGUAUUAUUGGUAUGGAGAGUAUAAAAAUGGCCCCACUUAUCAUGCUCACAAAAGAGGAGCAGCAAGGGUAAGUUUCGGACUUGAUGCAUGGGUUACAAGUUCAAUUUUUUUUUGUAACACCAUCAUUGUGUUUCCUAUCACUGCUUCUCUACAUCUUGUAGUCUAGGUGAUUCUCCUCACUUCUUGUCUGUUAUAUACGAUGUGCUUGAAUAAAUGAUUCUUUAGAAUGGGAAAAUGUAAAGAGAUCUUCAGCCCCUCUACACUCUUUAACAAAAUAUCUGCAUGACGUCUUGCCUGUGUUCUUCUUUAGAUAGUGAAGAACAUAAUUUUAGUCACCUGUGAGGCCUCGUCUGUGCUAGAACACUUGUAGUCCUUUUCUCCAUUCAUUGCUUAUGCAUCUGCAUCCUUUCUGACUACCUUUCCAUCGUUCUAUAUGUUAAUCAUUCAUUUGUGUCCAUAGUGAAAUUAAGACAAUUAUGCAGCAGAGAAUACUAUUAUUUUUUUGUGCGUGUGAGA
Solanum lycopersicum (tomato) is the source of this 1376-nucleotide messenger RNA. NCBI's taxonomy places the organism in Eukaryota, Viridiplantae, Streptophyta, Magnoliopsida, Solanales, Solanaceae. The record is from RefSeq and is a predicted model, not a curated record.